Molecule: messenger RNA, 2187 nt
Organism: Plasmodium cynomolgi strain B
Lineage: Eukaryota; Apicomplexa; Aconoidasida; Haemosporida; Plasmodiidae
Product: RNA binding protein
Exons: 2
Coding region: 1-2187 (728 amino acids)
Cellular component (GO): cytosol
Molecular function (GO): mRNA binding
Source: RefSeq, a predicted model, not a curated record
AUGGACAUGACGCCAAUCGAGGAGGACACAGCCGAAGUCGCACACGCAGUCGUAGUCCACAUCAUCAUAAGUACCCAAGAGACAAAUAUCACAACAAAUCUCCAAAGAGAAAUAUUUCCAAAGAAAGAAACAGACACGGUGCUGUGUAUGACGAUCGAAACGGAGAGCGAAAGCGUGGUGAUAAGUAUAAGCACGAGAAGGAACACAGCAGCAAGUGGUCCAUACAACAACACGUAUGAAUACCGAGAAGGUCGAGACGAAAGAAUGAAUAUGAGGAAAUAUUCCCCAGGUGGAGAGAGACAAAGAUAUGUAUACGAAAAUGAUUCAAAUCGAAUGGGAAAUAAUAUUGGAAUGAUGAGAAGAGAAAGACCAAGAGAGAUGAGAAAUUAUUUUUACAAAAAAGCAGACCCAUGUAAAAUAUUCGUAGGAAAUAUAUCUCCUGAUGCUAGAGAAGAAGAUGUAAGAAGAAAAUUUUUAAAAUAUGGAGAUAUUGUAAAUAUGCAGUGGAAAACGAGAUUUGCAUUUAUAGAGUAUGAGAAAAUAUCUCAUGCAGAGAUUGCAAUAAAGGAAGAAAAUGGACAGUUUUUUUUUGGAGAAGAAUUAAAUGUUCAACCUCAUCAUGCAGGUAACUAUUUUCAUAACCGAAAUGACAAUCGAGGUUUUUAUCCUCCUCCAUACGCAAGGAAUUAUUCCCCUAAUCGAAAUGAAAAUAGAGAGAAAAAAAAUGCCUUACGAAUUGUAGUAAAAAAUGUGGACGAAAAAGCUAGCUGGCAAGAUCUAAAAGAUUUCGGAAGAGAUGUAGGAUCAGUUAAUUAUGCUAAUAUUAUUCAGGAUGAUAAUAAAGAAAGGUUUGGUAUAAUAGAGUAUUACAAUUAUGAGAAUGUAAAAAAAGCAGUGGAAGUAUUAAACGGUCGUAAGUUUAAUGGUAUCUCUGUAGAGGUAAUGAAAUUUGUUGAUUCUCCUCUCAACUUGAAAUUCAAAAAUCGAGGUGAGGAUAGAAGAGAUCCAAAUUUUCAUCACAACACUUCGGGUGACAAGGAUAGGACGUACCAUCGAGAUGGGUAUGAGGCGGACAGGGAUGGCUACAGGAGGGAGCGUUUUUUUGAAAGACCGCAUGAUAGGCAUGACAGGAAUGACAGGAAUGACAGGCAUGACAGGAAUGACAAGCAUGACAGGCAUGACAAACAUGACAGACAUGACAGAUAUGAGAGGAACCACGAUAAGGACCAGGGGAAGACCCACGACAGGAACAAAUUUGGGAGAGACGAAAAGGAGGACGGGCAACAUGACAAGUCGGACAAGGACCACCGAAGGGGAAGUAUGAACAACGAUCAGAGAAGAGGCAGCUCACAGGAUAAGGAAAGAGCCGAUGGGGUGGACGCAGGAAAUAGGGAAGGCAGAGAGGACGGUAACGAUGUGGAUAGGCAGAGUCAGUUAAGUGGCAGAGGAGGGAACAGCAGGGCUAAGGAGGAGAAUUUGGGCGAGACGGAUAGGUUGUCAGGGAAAAGCGCCAGUAGUGGUAGAAGUGGCAGAAGUGGUAGAAGUGGCAGAAGUGGUAGAAGUGGAAGAAGUGGAAGAAGUGGUAGAAGCGGUAGAAGCCGUAGAAGUGACCGAAGCGGUAGCAUCGUGAAGGACAAAUACAAGAACGGAGGGGAGGGGACUACAUCCGACAUGAAACAAGGAAGGAACAACAAAAAUGGCAGAAGUGAAAGUGUAGAUAAUGUAGGAGAUGACCAGAGAAGCACUAUGAAAGGAAAAGACAAGGGGGAUGAAUACUCUGUGGAUAAGGAAAGAGAGGAGGCAAUUAAAAACGAUAGAGAGCUGAGCACACGAGGAGACGAUGAAGAAGAAAAUAUGUACAAGAGCGAUGAGGAAGGAAGUAUUGUUGGUUCUACGAAUGUGAGAGAUAAGAUCGAACAUAGUGCAGAUGGUGGCUUGAAGGAUGGUGAGGGAGACCGUUAUGAUGGGAGCCGAAGCAGGAGCAGAAGUGUGAGUGUGAAAGCGAAGCAGCAGUCGAAUAGGAGAAACACGAAAGGGAGACGAAGGGGAAGAAGGGCAUCCGAUGAUUCUUCCUCCAGGAGAGACCUACAAGAUAGUUAUUACGACGACAGUGUGAACAACGACAAAUGGGCAGCCUCGAAGAAGGUGUGCGUAAACAAGGGAAAUUCUACUGAGAGUGGUUCGUAG